CCAUUCGUUCAGCCAGCUGAAGUUUGGAGACUAUAUAAGACAGACCAACUCUACCACUGUACCUUUGUGAAGACGUGUAACUGGACAAUGAGGGUUGUUCUUGGUUUGCUGUUGUUGCUGCUCGGUCUGUGUGGCUCAGGGGCUCAGGGGGAGGGUGGAGGCCUCGACGAGGGGGGUGCAGUUGAGGAAUCGUCAGAGCAGACCACAAAGCAAACCACCUGUGAUAUUUGGGUGGAGAUGAGGGCUCUAAGAGACAUGGUGGUGGAGCUCAAGGUGGAGCUGAGGAACAUGGAGGCCAGAGUGAAGGACAGUGAGAGCCAGGUGAAUGAACUGAAGACUGAGCUGAUCUUGACCAAGGUGCAAGUGGAGCUGCUGCAGAGAGAGAAUUCUGUUCAAGCCACACAACUGAUCUCUCUGGAAACUAGACUGACUGCCACCGAGAGCAAAACAAGUGACCUAGAGAAACAGAAUGCAGACUUGCAGACCAGACUGAGUACCAGUGAGAGUGAACUUCUCGUCAGUAAGUCCAGGAUUGACCAGCUGGAGAGAGAAAAUGGAGUCCAAGCCACACAACUGAUCUCUCUGGAAACUAGACUGACUGCCCCUGAGAGCAAAACAAGUGACCUAGAGAAACAGAAUGCAGACUUGCAGACCAGACUGAGUACCAGUGAGAGUGAACUUCUCGUCAGUAAGUCCAGGAUUGACCAGCUGGAGAGAGAAAAUGGAGUCCAAGCCACACAACUGAUCUCUCUGGAAACUAGACUUACUGCCACCGAGAGCAAAACAAGUGACCUAGAGAAACAGAAUGCAGACUUGCAGACCAGACUUAGAACCAGUGAGAGUGAACUUCUCGUCAGUAAGUCCAGGAUUGACCAGCUGGAGAGAGAAAAUGAAGAGAAACCAAAGGUGGCCUUUUACACAGCUCUGACUAAUUCAAGGAACGUUGGACCAUACAACACUGACAUGACACUGAAAUACAGCAAGGUCUUCACCAACAUUGGCAACGCUUACAAUCCAGCUACAGGUUUCUUCACAGCACCAGUGAAAGGGGUCUACUAUCUCCAGUUCACUGCAUUUGGUUACCAUGCAGGUUCUAUGGGUAUACAGGUGUACAAGAACAACCAAAGGAUUAUGUAUAAUGAUAUUUGGCAAUCUUCUGGGGGUGAUAAGUAUUUCACUAACUCUCUUGUCUUGGAGCUGAUAGCAGGAGAUGAAAUUCACCUUGUUCUCCCAUCAGGUAAUUUUCUCUAUGACGAUAAAGAUAACUACAGCACCUUCAGUGGUGCCCUUCUCUUCCCACUGUAAGGAUGUUGUUUGGCUGCUGUGUGAUUGAUUUGUCACAAACUCUGUUGUUAUUGCUACACUGUGAUUCUUUAGAAAAUACUGUACACUUAGUGAAUGUAUCAAAUAAUGUGAUUCUGAAUCUGACUUCCCUCUUGUAUCGUUACAUUAAAACAACAUUCAAAUAAAUCAAAGAUUCAUUGAA
Dicentrarchus labrax (European seabass) is the source of this 1486-nucleotide messenger RNA. RefSeq names its product major antigen-like. Bases 88 to 1305 code for a protein of 405 amino acids. Gene Ontology annotation, molecular function: protein binding. The transcript has 9 exons. The record is from RefSeq and is a predicted model, not a curated record. NCBI's taxonomy places the organism in Eukaryota, Metazoa, Chordata, Actinopteri, Moronidae.